Messenger RNA from Thrips palmi, 1076 nucleotides. RefSeq lists its product as uncharacterized. The record is from RefSeq and is a predicted model, not a curated record. The transcript is spliced from 8 exons. The coding region runs from base 104 to 1033 and encodes 309 amino acids. Lineage: Eukaryota; Metazoa; Arthropoda; Insecta; Thysanoptera; Thripidae.
CAACCGGCUCGGCUCGGCUCGGCUGCUCGGCUCGGGUGACGCCUCGCGCUGGCUAUAUCGCUUGCUUAUUUUGCUCCAGUAGCUUGUGUCUAUUUCACUGGCGAUGGAGAGCGAGCUGCUUCGAAGGGAACAGGAGUUUCACAAAAUAAACUCCGAGCUUGAGGAGCGGACAAACCGACUAUUGCAGGAGAUUGACGCAGCCAAGAGUAAAAAUGGGCUUAAUGAUAUUGCACGUCCAGUGAUUAGUUCAGCACUCAAUCGUUCACGAUCACUUUCUCAAAAAAAUGAUUCGACAUCGAUGCAGUCAUUCUCUGUCAAAGAAGAAAGAUUCCCUAGCUCUUCAAACAAGAAAGAAAUGGCUGAGGACCCCCUUGCCAUUCGGAGCAAUGGUUUGGGAUAUGAGGCAACGAACCGACUGCUAAGAGCUAAAUUAACUAUCCUGAACAAGGAAGUCGACACCCUGAGACAAGACUACAAAAGCAAGUCAGAAGAAUGCAGAAAACUUAGCGCAGAACUAGCUAGGUCUGACGAAGAAGGUGCCCGUCUUGACUCCUCUCUUUCAAGUGCAAGAGACGCUGCAGCAAAUCUUCAAAAUAAACUUGAAUUAACAUCGCAAAACCUGACAAGAGCACAAGCUGAAAACUCUUCAUUGAACAAGGAAUUGGCAUCUGCUAAAAAGGACCUGAAACUCCAGAAGCAACAGACUUCUGCUGUAGAAUUACGUUUAAACAGAGCUCUGGAGGAUAAUGAGAAACUUCGCAACAGCAUGAAACAAACUCAACUUCAGGUCAAGGAUGAUCGAGAAAAUCAAAGAAAAAUAAUAGAUCAACUUCAGUGUAAACUCAAAACACUAGAACGCCAACGCAUGGAGUUCACCAGCAUCUGCACCAAGCAGUCACACUUAAUAGACAAUCUCCAGAGACAAAAGGCUCAUUUAGAAGCCAACAACUUUUUACACACAGCAGAAAAUGAGUUUGAUAACAUCCUUGAUUGGUGCUUGAAAGGUGAGAACAAAGCAAAAGUAAAUUCUUAGAUGGAAGCGAGAGGGAGGGACAGUAAAAGACUUUGCAAAGUGA